Mesitornis unicolor (brown roatelo) is the source of this 1926-nucleotide messenger RNA. Its product is annotated as dedicator of cytokinesis protein 10-like. NCBI's taxonomy places the organism in Eukaryota, Metazoa, Chordata, Aves, Mesitornithiformes, Mesitornithidae. The transcript is spliced from 17 exons. The annotation marks the transcript as partial. The record is from RefSeq and is a predicted model, not a curated record. Gene Ontology annotation, molecular function: guanyl-nucleotide exchange factor activity. Gene Ontology annotation, biological process: positive regulation of GTPase activity; small GTPase-mediated signal transduction; dendritic spine morphogenesis.
GUAGAGCCUUUCUUUGUGAGCGUGGCACUGUAUGAUGUCAGGGAUAGCAGGAAGAUCUCUGCUGAUUUUCACGUGGAUCUGAACCACACACUCGUUAGACAGAUGAUUUCAGGUUCCUCAUUUUCACUAGAAAAUGGAACUGUUGAAAAUACGGACUCAAAUGAAAUAGAAGAACCACAGGUCAAGGGGUUCCCCGAAGAAUGGCUGAAAUACCCAAAACAGGCUCUUUUCUCCAUAAGUAAUCCUCAUUCUGAGAUUGUAUUAGUGGCAAAAAUAGAAAAGGUGCUUACGGGAAACAUUGCCAGCAGCGCUGAACCUUACAUUAAGAAUCCUGACUCUUUUAAGUGUGCGCAGAAAGUGUUAAAAUCCAAUAAACAGUUCUGCAGCAAGCUGGGGAAAUACCGUAUGCCAUUUGCUUGGUCAGUAAGACCGGUUUUUAAAGAUAAUCAGGGAAAUGUUGACAGAGACUCCCGAUUCUCACCUUUAUUCAGGCAAGAAAGUAAUAAGAUUUCCAUGGAAGAUUUUAUUAAACUAAUAGCAGAAUAUAGAAGAGCAGAGAAGAUUAGCAAAAUACAGACUAUACCUGGCUGUUUGGAGAUUGCAGUUGAUUGUGUUCCUUUGGAACAUCCAAACUGUGUAACUUCGUCUUUUAUUCCAAUCAAGCCGUUUAAUGACAUAAAGGAACAUCAACCUACAGUGGAAGUUGAGGAGUUUGUACAGGAAUCAACAAAAUAUUCUCGACCUUACAGAGUAUACAAGAACCAAAUAUACAUAUAUCCCAAACACCUCAAAUAUGAUAGCCAAAAAUACUUCAACAAGGCACGGAACAUAACAGUGUGCAUUGAAUUUAGAAGCUCUGAUGAAGAAGGAGCGAAGCCACUGAAGUGUAUUUAUGGGAAGCCGGGUGGACCAUUAUUUACAACAUCAGCCUACACUGCUGUGCUACAUCAUUCCCAGAAUCCUGAUUUCUAUGAUGAGGUGAAAAUUGAACUUCCCACUCAACUCCAUAAGAAACACCACAUUCUGUUUUCAUUUUAUCAUGUCACCUGUGACAUAAAUGCAAAAGCUAAUGCCAAAAAGAAAGAGGCUCUGGAAACACCAGUGGGAUACGCUUGGCUUCCUUUGUUGAAAGAUGCCCAGUUGGCUUCCCAAGAACACAACGUGCCAGUGGCAAGCAGUCUCCCUCCCAAUUACUUGAGCCUUCAAGAACCAACUAGUGGGAAGCAGAUCGGCUGUGAUGUAAAAUGGGUAGAUAGUGGGAAACCACUUUUCAAAGUCUCUACGUUUGUUGUAUCGACAGUAAAUACUCAGGAUCCAUACCUGAAUAAUUUUUUCCAUCAGUGCCAAGAAAGGGAAAAGGAUCUAUCCCAGCCUCCUACCUCAAACUUUGUCAAUUCUUGUAAGAAUUUGCUGAGGAUUGAGAAGAUCCAUGUAAUUAUGAAUUUUCUUCCUGUAGUCCUGAAUCAACUCUUCUGGGUUUUGGUGCAAAACAGUGAUGAUGAAGUUACAACAGCUGUGACCAGGGUUCUUACUAACAUUAUGGCUAAGUGCCACGAAGAACAACUAGACAGCUGCAUCAAUUCUUAUGUGACGUAUGUGUUCCGGACCAAAUCAUUUGAAGAAAGGACCAUUCAUGAGGAGCUGGCCAAGAAUAUGACUGGUCUUCUGAAGUUAAAUGACCAAGUAACGGUGAAACAGGUUUUAAAGCAUUCCUGGUUCUUCUUUGCAGUUAUCCUGAAAUCAAUGGCACAGCACUUGGUUGAUACAAACAAAACAAAGGUUUCUCGAACUCAGAGGUUUCCAGAAUCCUUUCAGACUGAGUUGGAUACACUUGUGAUGGUUUUAGCAGACCACGUUGUUUGGAAGUACAAAGAUGCUCUUGAAGAAACCAGGAAUGCAAACUUCAGCACUGCCAGAUUUCUCAAG